AUGGAGAACAAAACCUUGGUGACAGAGUUUAUCCUUGUGGGUUUCACGGACGUUCGCUCACUGCAGAUCCUGCUGUUCAUUUUAUUCCUCCUCAUCUACCUCCUAACCUUGGCAGGAAACAUUAUUAUCAUCUGCAUUACCCUGCUGGACCAGCACCUCCAGACUCCCAUGUAUUUUCUCCUCAGACACUUUUCUUUAUUGGAAAUUGGCUUCACCUCUGCUUCCACCCCAAGAACUUUGUUCAACCUGGCAUCAGGCACCAAAUCAAUAUCUGUAGCUGGGUGUCUUGCCCAGUGCUUUUUCUAUUUCAUAGUGGGCACAGCUGAGUUCUUCCUGCUGGCAGCCAUGUCCUUUGACAGAUACGUAGCCAUCUGCAAGCCACUGCACUACCCCUCUAUCAUGAACACUAGGUUUUGUGGCCAGCUGGUGCUGGGCUCCUGGGUGAUCAGCUUCCUGUAUGUGAUCAUCCCACUAAUUCUUUUGUUCCAGCUUCCUUUCUGCGGGCCAAACACCAUCAACCAUUUCUUCUGUGAUAACUUGCUGUUGAUUAAACUUGCCUGUGCAGAAACACGGUACCUAGGACUCCUGGAUUUCCUCUUGGCCACAUGCAGUGUCUUAGGGACGCUGGCUGUCACAAUAAUCUCCUACGUCAAGAUCAUUUCCACUGUGCUGCACAUCCCGUCUGCAUCUGGAAGGCAGAAAGCCUUCUCCACCUGCAUUUCCCACCUCACUGUGGUCUCCAUCACUUACGGAAGCUGCAUCUUCAUGUAUGUCAAGCCCUCAGGGAGUGGCACACUGGACCUCAACAAGGCAGUGGCUGUUCUUAACAACAUGGUGUCCCCUCUGCUGAACCCGUUCAUCUACAGUCUGAGGAACAAGCAAGUCAAAGAGGCUUUGAGGGGUGCUCUUGGCCAGAAUGGGAGGUUCUUUAAGAACCCAAAUAUCCAAUGA
This is a messenger RNA of Alligator mississippiensis (American alligator), 951 nucleotides long. RefSeq names its product olfactory receptor 6E1. The transcript has a single exon. Bases 1 to 951 code for a protein of 316 amino acids. Gene Ontology annotation, molecular function: G protein-coupled receptor activity; olfactory receptor activity. NCBI's taxonomy places the organism in Eukaryota, Metazoa, Chordata, Crocodylia, Alligatoridae. Gene Ontology annotation, biological process: G protein-coupled receptor signaling pathway. Gene Ontology annotation, cellular component: membrane. The record is from RefSeq and is a predicted model, not a curated record.